Molecule: messenger RNA, 1434 nt
Organism: Galendromus occidentalis (western predatory mite)
Lineage: Eukaryota; Metazoa; Arthropoda; Arachnida; Mesostigmata; Phytoseiidae
Gene: l(2)37Cd
Product: general transcription factor IIIC subunit l(2)37Cd
Exons: 5
Coding region: 109-1434 (441 amino acids)
Biological process (GO): transcription initiation at RNA polymerase III promoter
Cellular component (GO): transcription factor TFIIIC complex
Molecular function (GO): RNA polymerase III type 2 promoter sequence-specific DNA binding; RNA polymerase III type 1 promoter sequence-specific DNA binding
Source: RefSeq, a predicted model, not a curated record
AAUUCGAACGCGGAGCUUCCCGUGUCUCCAAGAAUGAAAAUGGACCGUCUGACUACAGGUUAAAGUAUCUUCAUCGAUUUUUCGGAGUAAGCAUUAACAUUGCUCAUCAUGGAGGAGUACCUAGUCAUCAAGCAUCCCUGUUUCGUGCGGAACGGGUCGGAGGAGAAAGCCAUGAAAAUGUUGGGUGGGCUGAAACAAGUCGAGCAUACCUUCAACAUGGACAACAUGAGGAUGCAGCUGAAUUUCCGAACAGAAGGCGAUUGCUGUUCAAAGGGAGUUUUCGGAUCGCACAAAGACGUGAUAGCUUUCUGGGUCAGUGUGAAGAAGUAUCGAAACAAACGCACAGGAGAGAUUGUGUGUCGUAGUGAGGUCUUGGGCUCAGUUCGUCACGUGUAUGAGUUUGAAGGAAUGACGGAUUUCCAAUUUCUCCCCGCGCAAGAAGGCAAAGACAUCAGAGAUAAAAUCCGGUAUCAGGGAGUUGACGAAGACAUACAAACGUUCGUCAACACCCCCGCGGACCACCUCUAUCUCGUACCCCAGGUAUUCACUCGAUUGGACACUCCGUUCACGGGCCCUUAUCGUCACACGUCCGACAUAAGGGCUCGACGGACUGAUGAAACGGGCAAACCUGUCCUGAGGAGAUCCCGAACGAUAUUCGCGACAUUGGUCAGGGUUCUAGCUCCACCGAACGGAGAUCCGACUCCGGCGAUGGCGCAAGCCGGAGCGAUCGAGCAGCUUAGGAGCGUAGACAAAGACCUCCGGAAACUGGUGGAAGAUGCUUUCGAGCGUAGACCCAUAUGGACCAAGAGCGCGCUCGCCAAUGAGCUGAAAGUGAAUCGAUCGGUCUUGAAAAUCGCGAUUGUGGGCUGCGCUUACUGUGUAAGCCAAGGCCCUUACCGUCUAUGUUACAUCCGUUACGGAUUCGAUCCCCGGAAGGAACCCUCGGCGAAAAUCUACCAAACCCUAGACUGUCGGGUCAAAGCUUGCACCGGUGUUCAGAAAUCUGCCGCGAGUCACGUGGUACCGGCGCAGAUCGCUCCGAGUAACUCCAAAUCCUCAACGAGCUCAAAGCGGAAGAAGGAAAGCGACGAAGAGGCGCGGGUGUUACGCUGCCGUUUCGUGUCGGGGAAGCUCCCACCGACGCGACAGCUGCUUUACCAUCUAUGUGAUAUUCAGAUGGACAGCGUUCAGCAGAUAGUACACAAGAACGAUGGAAACGAGACCUGGACCGACACCGACGGCUGGUGCGAAUCUGGCAGCAUGGUUCACAUCCGGGACUUCCUGACGGCGGACAUGAAGAACACCGCCGAAAAAUUGCGAUUGAAGCUCGUCGACGACAUAGAAAUGGCUCAAGGGGAGGCAACUUUCGAUGAGGAAAUUGACGACAUGGAGGAAGCUGACGAGACGAUCGAAGACGAAAUGGAUGUUGACUGA